UCGCUCGCUCUCCCAGCAAUAGUACCCAUUUUUCCGCGGCACAUCCCCUCCUCCCAGUACCCUCGUCAGACGAUACUUCACCCGAUCACACCAUAUUGGAAUAUGGGUUUAUAGAUCCAGGACUUUGGAAAUCCUCGGAAACACCUUCAUCUGCUCAAAUCAGACGUAGAUCCAUCCAUCCGUCCAUCCGUCAAUCAUCUGAUCCUUCAUUCCUUCAUUCCAAACACUGGCCUGCAACAUCAAUCAAUCCGCACGACCGAUGGAUUCCACAUUCUCUCUUUGAUCCGUCAGCCCUCCUAGCGUCAUACACUUGACUUCCCUUUGAUCUCAGAGGACAAGAAAGAGGUGACGCGUAACAAAGGGACGGAACGGAUCCUUGAUCGCUGCCCGCAUGGACGCCAUUGUCACUCAUCUCACAUUAUGUCUAUAGAUCACCCAGUCAUCGCGACGAUGGACGCCGCGGGGAAUGCAACAGCAGCAGCAGUAGAAGGAGGAGAUGGUGGUGGAGGUGGUGGCUUGAAGUCUGUCGAUCCAUUGGACACUACAGACGUGGAUGGAGAGUCCAGCGAGAUGGGAAGGAGAAGGUUCAUGGGUGCAUCAGGACUAGGAUACGACCCGUCUGGCGAUCAAUUCCCCGCAGCCGUUUCCGAUACGAGAUUAGACCAGAGCAUCAGAAGACGAAGUGGUCAAGAACCAUGGUCACCUCCUUCUCCUUCCUCAGCGCCCGCGACACCUCGCAUCACUUCCGUGACCCAUCCGUCGGAAUACAUCCACACGCAACAUCCACGUCGGACAUCCCUCACACCGCUGGGUCUUCACGUCAUCUCCCCCGUCGCACCAGGCUCACCGAGAGUCUUGACUCAUACCAAUCUACCUGCCCCGCCAAUCCGUACCAAGGGUUUCAGCCCCUCUCUCCCUCCCAAUCAUCCCAUCAGUCCCAUUGAGAUUGAGCCAAGGCGUGGUUCAGCCACGAGCUCAAAUUCUACCCUCACCCAAUCGCGUCCCAUACAUGGCAUCUCACCCUCUUCGUCAUUCUACGCCUCUCGGGCACCUCCCGCAUUCGGUCAGAGCUCUUCUUCACGUCAACCUCAACCACUCUUUAUCGUCGACAGGCGCCGAUCUUCCCUCACCCCUUCAAACCCUUCACUCGCUCCUCCAUCUCCGACCAAACAUUACGCCUCCGGUCAAACCUCUCGACCCACCACGAGUGACGGAAAUCCGCGCGUACAUCUUCGUCACCGCACGUCAGAUGGCCAGCAGUCUAUAGUCACGCUCAACGGCACGCGCGUUAUGCCAGAUUACACGCGACGAGGAUCGAUGCCUCAGUUAGACUUUGACGGAUGGAACAGAUCAAAAACAUUCAACCCCGUUCUCAUCCCACCGCGAGGCAGCGUCGAUAAUGACGAUGCUCCCCCAAAAUUGAGCCCUUCGUUGCCCACAGAGGGAUUCAAAUUUGGCUCCAUUGGACCAUCUCCUACCAACGUCAAUGUCGACUUGCCUCCCUCUCGCCCCGUCUCUGUCGUAUCGACUCGCUCUCAGAAGGAGAACCUGGACGUCUUCCAGCAGGCUGAAGUUGCAGAAGCUGAGAGACAGCGUAAACUGUUCUACGAUGCAACGUACGGCGAAGACGGCCGCAGAGCCAGGCAACGUCUCAGUAUAGGCUCAGCUCAUGGCAUCAGCUCUCAAAUGGGGAAAUCCAGUUCAGCCAACGCUGCUGGAAGUAUUCAUCUCCGUCGAGCCAGUUUGGUCUUGUGGGAGAAAAUGCAAGCUGCCAAUCGGGCCAUGGAGAUGCGAUCGGACAUUGGACCUGGGAUCGUAACCUACCUAGCGCCAGAUUCGUCGUCCAGUCAGGUGGAUCUGCCUGAUGGUCGUCGGGGAAGUCUACCCGUAGAUAUCCCCGGUGGAAUGAUACGGCGAGCUUCGCAGUUGUCAGCUAGUCCCGGAGAAGGCCAAUUUGACGACAUGGAAGAGGAGGAACCGGAUCUGGAAAAUAUGUCGCGAAGAAAUACGCUGCGAGCUCCUGUACGCCCCUUGCCUCCACUUCUACCGCUCUCCGAUCCUGGUCCUCGAUUAUUGCCCUCCACCCUCGCAUUGCACCGCGCCAAUCACCUCUUGACCUCUCGGAACCUCCAAGCUGAGCCUUUACCUCAUCCUCUACCUCCUUCACUACAUCCCCCAGCACCCGUCGACAUUGCCGAAUUUGAUAUCGAUUUCAUCCUCGCUGGAUCCUCCGCACAGAUGGGAGCAGAUAUUGGGGAAAAGGCCAAAAAGGAUGUCUCUGCCGAUUUCAAGCGAUCUGGUCCCAAGGCUCCACCGACACUAGACCUCGCUCGAGGCGAGGGUGAUGAUACUUUCGCUAAAUUCGUUGGUGAAUUCGAUGACGAAUAUGGCGGGCGAAGGGGGAGAUGGACGUUUAGAGCUGUCCCUGGAGCCCACAGCUCGUCGGCCCUUCAGCGCUCAGGCUCGGCUCAAUCCAGUGCCUCUGGAUCGUCCGAUCACGACCCAUUAGAGAGCUCGCUUCGUUCUGUAUGGGACUGCGACGGCGCUGGCAAGUACGAGCUCUACGCGUCCGGCGAGAUUCGAUCCAACCAGACGAGUAGCGUGUGGCAAGUCCGAAAGGCUGGUCCUAGGGAAUACGAAUUGACCCGACCAUCGACUCAUCCGUUGGCUCAAUACGUCUUGACGUCUCGAUCGGCUCACUGUGAUGAGGGCGGACUCAAGCAAUCACACGUUCGAUCUCCCAGGCAAAUUCAGAAAAAGUUGUCCGAUGUCGCUGAGUAUGACGAGUUUCGACGCAAGAGUCGCAUGGAUAGCUCUGAUUCCACUACAACGCCGAAAGCGUCCUUCAUCUCUGCUUCGCUCCCCCUUUCGGUCGGUACUUUGGCAGGGUUCGGAUCGCCCAAGAAGAAGCGAUCGAUCAACGACGAAAAAACCGAGGUGACAGGAUCUACCCCUGCUUCCGUGCCUCGACGAAGCACAAGUCGAGAACGCAGACCCAGUGAGAGUCGCGAGAAGGGAUCCAAGUCGAUUGGAGGCAAGAUCAGACGUGCCAUCAAGGCUACAGUCUCCAGCGUGGGCAAUGAUGAGCGUAAGGCUCAGCGUGAUGAGAAGGAGCGGGAGAAGAAGCAGAGCGCAAGUUGGUCUCCUGGACGUCAUCGCCCCGCUGGACCUAUCCAUUCACACUCUCAUUCGCAUUCUCAUCCUGCCACAGGAGCUUCCAGUCAUUCGGCGACGGGGAUUCCUGGGUCCAGUCGGUCGACUCCCCUACGCACUGUCGCCGACAUCUCGCCCAUGACCUCGCCACUUGCCGGAAUGGCGUUUUCAGUUGGUCAACAUCGACAGACGGUACCUGACUUGGAGACUCUGGCCGGGACAUCACCUACCAGUUCGAAUCGGGAGAGUCAUUCGGCGCAUUCACACUCUGGUUUAAGCGCUUCUACCUCGCCUGCUUUCGAGUCUCUGACAUUGGACGACGUGCGUGGCUCGCACGCCAUGGGUCAAGCUUGGACCAGCGUGCCGGACGAGGCUGUCGCCAUGGUUAUACCAGUCGAGACGAAACCAUAUGAGAAUCAGCCCAGUCAUGCGAGGGCCGGUGCAAGGUCUGCGUUACUGGUCUGGUACGUGCCGUUCAAUUCGGAAAACGAGGAUGUAACUCGACCAACGACUGCAAAUUCGUCACUGUCCUCGCAUUCGAAUCACGCAUCGGAGACUACGCCUCGCGCGGACAAGAGCGAAUCGGGUCACACGAAGACGACCACGAGUAUUCCCAAGUUUCAGAAAUUGCUCAAGCGGCGUACGUCCCGGGACCAGUCUGCUUUCCGAAAGGAGAAAGACAAAGAUAAGGACGCAUGGCCUGGAACACUGGAGCCUGAUGGCAAGCCUUCUCACUCCCAUCCUGCAGAUACACUUCAUCCUCUGCCCUUCAAGAGCUAUCGAGUGGUCGCCCGUGUCAUUGAUCUGGACGAAUUGAGGUCUCGAUCAGACGUCCUGUCUUCGACCGAUCAUUCUUCCUUCUCUACUCGAUCCACUCAUUCCAGUCUGCCCUCCCCCUUGGAAUCUACGGAUCACAGUCCUUUCCCCACGACUCCAUUCUCGAAAGCCUCCCUCGUCCUCCAUGUCGAUCCAGCAACUCUAUCUCCAGGAUCUACUGCGCCCUCUGGAUUCUUCGGUAUCACAGCACCGCCUCCAUCCGUCAUGCCUCCGAAAUCGACCGCCAGCAGCGGGAUAGUGUCCGAUCCAUUGGGCGGGGCAUUGUCCAUGCUUGAAGGACGUAACUUCCCUACUGUCCUUGCAGUCUGUCAUUCUAGAUCAUCCGGAGUCGAAUUCGUCCUGGAAGGUCUGGACAGAUUGGGAUUAUGUCAUGGUCCUAGUGCGUGGGGACCAACAGGGUACGAAGAGUGGCGUGGAGUCGGCUUGAGUGAAAGUGGGAGGGAAAUGUUGGACCUAUUGUGGGCCGGAUGUGUCUGCGUCAUGGGAUUGGUGUAGGGGCGAGCGAGCGCGGCGAGCGUAACAGAGG
Molecule: messenger RNA, 4516 nt
Organism: Kockovaella imperatae
Lineage: Eukaryota; Fungi; Basidiomycota; Tremellomycetes; Tremellales; Cuniculitremaceae
Exons: 3
Coding region: 421-4485 (1354 amino acids)
Source: RefSeq, a predicted model, not a curated record